ACCAAAAAAUUGACUCGUAUAUAAUGAGGAAUUGGAUAGUAAAAUAUUUGAUGUGAUGUUAGAAGACAAAGAGCUAUGCCUAUAAGACACAUCACGUUAAAAACAAGUACGCCUUUAAAUUUACCUCCACUAUUGUAUAUUUUAUAUACAAUGUACUUUUACAAAGUACAGCUUGCUAGGUCUGUAUAGAUACGUUCAUAAAACAUAUUUUGUGUUAUUUUCGCGGGUAGAAUGGGUGGCAAACAUUUAAGAUUUUAAAGCUUUAAGUUUUAAGUUUGUCCUUUCAUGGAAAGCAACUCACAGAAUGAUACUUUUGGUCAAGUACAUUGCGCGGCUGUUGUAAUUACUUUUUCACAAUAGCAAUACUUCACAAAGGCAGCUUUUAUUUCAGACAUAAGCCAGCAGCUCAUCAGCAGACCCAGUAAUCAGAAUUGACAAAUUAACUUUGCAAACAUCUUACGCAAGAGUGAAAAGCUUCAUUGCGAUUAACUUAUUGACCAAUUUUAAAACUGGUCCAAAAUAAUAAGGAUUACUUAAGCACUCCCUUUCAUUUCCGGCAAAAGCAAGUAAAGUACUUGCCAAAAUGUUACUAAAUAAUUUGAAAGAGUGAAAGUUUUCCUUGGGUGAGUUGUUGAUACUUGGGGAGAAAUUGAGGCGAAUCUAAGUAUAAAUAGUAAUGCUAUCAGCACAAAGCUCAGCAUAAGUCAGUUUUCCUCUGAAAAAUGCAUUUCGCAAAAACAAGAUGCUGCCAGUCAGCAAUUCCUCAAAUGCUUCUAAUUUUUCUCACUGCUGGUGCUUGGUGUGCUGCUGACUCCAAGCCGUUGGAGAAGCGGAGUCUCGGUCUGGACGAAGCUAGCAUUCCAUGGGCGGCAACCAGCGGUCCGCGAGCUUUGAACGGAGGCGGAUGGAGCCUUGGUUGGCCCAUUUGGAGUGGGGGACACACCUCGCUGGGAAUCGGGCCGACACCCAAUGAAGUGGCACACGCUAUUUCGGUAGCUAAGCAGGCUUCAGCCAACGUUCUUAUAGCGCAGCAACAUUUGCAAGCAGCUAAGGAGAACGUGCUGAAUCAGCAACGCAUCGCCACGGAAAGACAAACCCAGGCUGUAAUACUGAAGCAAAAAUCCCAGGCGGCGUCUGCGAUUCAACGUUCUGAGGCGAUACAGCAGCGUCUUGCUGCUUCAAAGGCAGCUGUGGCACACGCUGCUGCUCAUGCAGCUGCUGCAGAAAUCCAGAAAACCGAACAUGAGGCGGCCAACCUUGGUCACUUCACAAGAAACGCGAAUCCGGGAGCUGUUAACCCGCUCUCUGUUACUGGAUCAGGAAACAAUCAUUUUGCGCCCUCAAAUAUAGAAUCAAUCGGAUUUGGGCAUUGGCUUUCUGGAAGUACCGCAGGGAAAUCUGUCAAUAAUUGGUACUAAAGACUAAGAAGAAAUCGUUAGAUGAGAAACUGCUGACAUUUUUUUUAAUUAUAUAAUAGUUUAUAUAUCCUUCAGGCCUCCAGGCUUCGGCGGAACGAGUAUAAAUAAUAUAUACUUACAUAUGUCAAUAAUAAACCAUUUUCUUGUGCCCCAUAUAAAUACAUCAUAUGUAUGUAGGUCCAUAUAUGGUUGGGGUUGUUGGUGUAUAUGUACAUACGUAGGUCAUAUACAAUAAUUCCUCAGUUUUAAAAUUUAUAAUUUCUUGUAAAUGAAAAAUAUUGUAAUGCUAAUUGAUGUAAUGCACCGAAUUAUUUACUUAAAUGUGUGGUCAAAUUAUGCAAAAUAAAUUUGCAUAAUUGUCACCUCUAAAGAUCAAAACACUGACCCACUGAGGGUAUGCUUAAACUUUUGCUGUGAACACGUACAUAUAUUAGUCCCCACACCACCCCCACUGUGUCAGCAGUCAUAUGUCGCACGUCAACAUGUUUCGGUGAAACGCCCUUGGUCUCCCAGAGGCGUGAGGUCUUGCUGACCCUUGGAGUUGGCAUUAUUACAGAGGUGGUCUUCGAAAGAGCUAUGUAUGUACCCAUCUACUAUUGUAUCGUACUAUUUUCUGUAGUCUGCAACACCUGCUUCAUUAAAUGUGUGGUCAUUGGGGCAUGCUUUCUACUCAUAUUAACCCUUCUUUUGAGGGAGUCUGCGGUCUACUGAUGUUUGAUGGUGUCAUUUGUAACCGGACCACAGCUGAUGUUCGUCGAGUGUGCUCUCUACGAACACUCAUUUGCCUUAUGAAGGUGUUGUUUCACUUUGUUGUACUCUGUAAUUUCGAUAUGUAGUGCACUGAAUGCCAACAUUUUUAUGUCAGUUCGUUCCGAA
Messenger RNA from Drosophila guanche, 2294 nucleotides. RefSeq lists its product as uncharacterized. The transcript has a single exon. The record is from RefSeq and is a predicted model, not a curated record. The coding region runs from base 723 to 1418 and encodes 231 amino acids. NCBI's taxonomy places the organism in Eukaryota, Metazoa, Arthropoda, Insecta, Diptera, Drosophilidae.